AUGGGGGAGCCUGGAGAAAAGGGCACCAAAGGAGACAGAGGUGAAAAUGGUCAAAAGGGAGAACCAGGAAUUGGGUUCAGAGGUCCCAUUGGUCAGGCUGGGCCACCUGGAUUUAAGGGUGAGCCAGGGGCCCCAGGACCUCCAGGAGCCCAAGGCAUCCAGGGCAUUCGCGGCAACGCUGGCACCCCCGGGUCACAGGGGGACAGAGGGGCUCCAGGUCUGCCCGGGAUGCCAGGACAGAAGGGUGACGAGGGCAUCGUGGGAGUCCGGGGCCCCACUGGCACAAUGGGUGAACCCAUGACUAUUUUUGGACCUCAGGGCUAUAAAGGCAGUAAAGGAGAUCCUGGUGAACAGGGCCCGCCAGGUUUUGAUGGAGACAAAGGUGAGAAGGGAGAGGAUGGCCCUGUAGGAGAAAAGGGUGCGGCAGGUCUCAAUGGGAAGAAUGGAAACAAGGGGGCCAAAGGCGACAGAGGUCUUCAAGGGCAGAAGGGGAAGCCGGGAGGGAAAGGUGAUCCUGGGACCACUGGCGACAUUGGGCAGAAAGGAACAAAGGUAGGAAAUGGGGCUUACGAGGGCUCCCAGGACGCAUCGGUGCUCCCGGAGCUGAGGGCAUCAAGGGAGAAAUUGGCAGUCCUGGAAAACCAGGAAUCCCAGGACUGGAUGGACCAUAUGGACCAAAGGGUGAACAGGGAGCAUCAGGAGACGAUGGUGCCUCGGGGAUUCCUGGGGAGAAAGGAGAAAAGGGAGCCAAGGGAGUUCCUGGCUUGGGAGGCUUCAAAGGACAAAUGGGAUGGCCUGGGAAGACUGGAGUCGCUGGACCAGAUGGGCCUCAAGGGCCACAGGGUGAACCAGGGCCACAG
Molecule: messenger RNA, 860 nt
Organism: Phaethon lepturus (White-tailed tropicbird)
Lineage: Eukaryota; Metazoa; Chordata; Aves; Phaethontiformes; Phaethontidae
Product: macrophage receptor MARCO-like
Exons: 13
Source: RefSeq, a predicted model, not a curated record